AAAAAAAAAAAAGAGGAGAAACAUAGGUGCGUGUGUCUCCCGAAUCGGUGGUGCUAAGCGACAUGGAGGCUACGAUUUAGCUCCGUCGUCGAAGCACCACCGUACACGGAGCCAUCUACGCGAUGAAGAAGCCUUCAACAUCACAUUCAGCGGGAAGCUUAGCAGUUUGAGCGGUAACCUCGGAAACCAUGGAGGUAGCACGAGAAUGAAAGGUCUUUUCAAGAACAAACCUCGUCUCCCUGGUGAGAUCGUUCGUCAGACUCGUGAUCUCAUCGCUUUAGCCGAAUCCGAAGAAGAAGUAAUCGAUUCGAGAUACUCGAAAAGGUUAGGGAUUUGUGCGGAACUGUGUCGCAACAUUAGAGAUUUGAAAUCGAUUCUUUAUGGUAAUAGUGAAGCUGAGCCUGUUCCUGAAGCUUGUCUUAUGUUAACUCAAGAGUUUUUCCGAGAAGAUACGCUUCGUCCUUUGAUCAAAUCUAUUCCGAAGCUUGAUCUUGAAGCGAGGAAAGACGCGACUCAGAUCGUUGCGAAUCUGCAGAAACAACAAGUCGAAUCUCGGCUCGUUGCUUCUGAAUAUCUUGAAUCGAAUUUAGACGUUAUUGAUUCGUUAGUCGAAGGAAUCGAUCACGAUCACGAGUUGGCGUUGCAUUACACGGGAAUGCUUAAAGAAUGUGUGCGGCAUCAGGUUGUUGCCAAGUACAUUCUCGAAUCGAAGAAUUUGGAGAAGUUUUUCGAUUAUGUUCAGCUUCCUUAUUUCGAUGUAGCUACCGAUGCUAGCAAGAUCUUUAGGGAGCUUUUGACAAGGCAUAAGUCAACUGUAGCUGAGUAUCUUGCCAAGAACUACGAAUGGUUUUUCGCGGAGUACAACUCGAGGUUGUUGGAGAAAGGAAGCUACUUUACGAAGAGGCAAGCGUCAAAACUGCUUGGAGAUGUGUUGAUGGAUCGUUCGAAUUCAGGUGUGAUGAUUAAGUAUGUGAGCAGUUUGGAUAAUUUGAGAAUCAUGAUGAAUCUCUUAAGAGAACCAACCAAGAACAUUCAGCUAGAAGCAUUUCAUAUCUUCAAGCUGUUUGUGGCGAACGAGAAGAAACCAGAGGACAUUGUGGCGAUUCUCGUGGCAAACCGAAACAAGAUUCUUCGUUUGUUUGCUGAUUUGAAAGCUGAGAAAGAAGAUAUAGGCUUUGAAACUGACAAAUCAUUGGUUAUGAAUGAGAUUGCUACACUUUCUCUUCUCGAUAUCAAAACCGCAGAUCGAUAAAAAACCCGUUUGUAAA
Molecule: messenger RNA, 1268 nt
Organism: Capsella rubella
Lineage: Eukaryota; Viridiplantae; Streptophyta; Magnoliopsida; Brassicales; Brassicaceae
Product: MO25-like protein At2g03410
Exons: 1
Coding region: 206-1252 (348 amino acids)
Biological process (GO): intracellular signal transduction
Molecular function (GO): protein serine/threonine kinase activator activity
Source: RefSeq, a predicted model, not a curated record